This is a messenger RNA of Sphenostylis stenocarpa, 804 nucleotides long. NCBI's taxonomy places the organism in Eukaryota, Viridiplantae, Streptophyta, Magnoliopsida, Fabales, Fabaceae. The record is from the annotation of a GenBank genome assembly.
AUGAAACAAGAAACAAUAGUGUUGUAUCCAGUACUGGGAAGAGGCCACAUUGUUUCCAUGGUUGAACUUGCCAUGAUGCUUCUCCAAAGUACACACAAUUACUCCAUCAUCAUCCUCCUCACCAAUGGUUUCCUUGACCACCACACCAUCAAUGCUUACAUCCACCGCAUCUCCUCCUCUCAUCCUUCCAUCUCCUUCCUCCGCCUCCCCCACACCCCACUUCCCACCUUCGCCACCACCGUCAGCUUCACCGCCAAAGUCACCAACUUCAUGAAAAGCAACACCCACAAUGUAGCCACCACCCUCUCCCAAAUAUCCAAAGCCACCACCGUAAAAGCCCUUAUAAUCGACUUCUUUUGCUCUUCCGCAAUGGAACCAGCUUCUUCAAUGGGAAUCCCAGUCUACUACUUCUUCACUUCCGGCGCCGCGGUUCUCGCGCUCUUCUCGUACUUUCCGAAACUCCACCAAGAGAGGAGCGUGUCGUUUAAGGAUAUGGUCGGGGUGGAGCUAAGCGUGCCGGGAAACGCGUCCUUGAAGGCGGUGAAGUUGCCGGAACCCAUGUUGGAGAGAGACGACCCUGCGUACUGGGACGUGCUCGACUUCUGUACGCGCCUUGCGAAGGCGCGUGGGAUACUGGUGAACUCGUUUUCAGAGCUUGAGCCGGCGGCGGUUCAGGCCGUCGCACACGGCGCGUGCUUUCCGAACGUGAAACUUGCACCUAGUGUUUAUUGUAUCGGUCCACUCAUUGCGGAACCUCAAGAAUCAGGUACAUAUGAUAAACUUUCUUGUGUUUUUUAUUAUUGA